Molecule: messenger RNA, 948 nt
Organism: Colletotrichum chrysophilum
Lineage: Eukaryota; Fungi; Ascomycota; Sordariomycetes; Glomerellales; Glomerellaceae
Exons: 2
Coding region: 1-948 (315 amino acids)
Biological process (GO): ubiquinone biosynthetic process
Molecular function (GO): methyltransferase activity
Source: RefSeq, a predicted model, not a curated record
AUGGCGACCAGACGAGCCCUCCGCACGCCAUUGAGCGUGCGCUCACUCUCCAACCAGUUCUCCUCCCCCCAAUCGCUCUCCCGACCCUUCGCAUACGCCUCCCGAUCCAUCAACACCGACUCCUCCGCCAAUGGCACGAACAAGACGACACACUUUGGUUUCGAGACCGUCCCCGAGUCCGAAAAGGCCGACCGCGUCGCCGGCGUCUUCCACAGCGUCGCCGACUCCUACGAUCGCAUGAACGACCUCAUGUCCUUUGGCUGGCAUAGAGUAUGGAAGGACCACUUCGUCAACUCCCUCCAGCCGGGCUUCUCAGCAACCAACCCCCCGACCCCGCAACACAUCCUCGACAUUGCAGGCGGCACCGGCGACAUCGCCUUCCGCAUGCUCCACACGGCGCACAACAUCAACCGCAACCCCGACGUCCGCGUCACAAUUUCCGACAUCAACCCCUCCAUGCUCGCCGUCGGCCGCGACCGCUCAAAGUCCCUCCCGGCCUCCCAGCAGGCCGCCCUCUCGUGGCUCGAGGCCAACGCCGAGAAGCUCCCCGACGGUGCCGUCCCCGACAACUCCGUCGACCUCUACACCGUCGCCUUCGGCAUCCGCAACUUCACAGACAUCCCCGCCGCCCUGCGCGAGGCCCACCGCGUCCUCAAGCCCGGCGGCGUCUUCGCCUGCCUCGAGUUCUCCAAGGCCGACGACUACCCCCUCUUCAACGCCGUCUACAAGCGCUGGUCCUUCAGCGCCAUCCCCCUCAUCGGCCACCUCGUCGCCGGCGACAGGGACAGCUACCAGUACCUCGUCGAGAGCAUCGAGCGCUUCCCCAGCCAGACUGAGUUCCGCGACAUGAUCAAGGACGCCGGCUUCGUUGUCGCCGGCGACGGCUACGAGAACCUCACCGGUGGCGUCGCAGCCAUCCACAAGGGCAUGAAGCCCAUCAAGGCGUAA